UCUUUAACAGUAAUGGCAUUUAUCAUAUGUUGAGUUAUUGUUGAUAAUUGAUACGAUCAACAAUUUUUAUAAAUCAUUAUUAGUCAUCCUUUUUCGUUUGCGUGCAAUUUACAAAAUGCAUCCAACUGUACAUAAAGAACCGCCAUAUCCACUAAACGCUGGGACAGGCAAUAGGGAUUUACCGCCCCCUUACAGCCCACCGAUAAAUGCUCAAAAUAUCAGCAAUCCUUAUCCGGGUGCACCCUAUUAUGCGCAAACGUUCGUAUCAAAUCCGCAAAAUGACCAGUUCAGCAAUGUACCAAUGUAUCCCCAGAUGAUCGGACCGAAUUACGGAUCGACCGCACCGAAUACCACGAUUAUUGUUCCACCUCAAAUUAUAACAGUCGGCGCUUGUCCGGCAUGUCGCAUUGGUGUAUUGGAGGACGACUACACAUGCUUGGGACUCUUGUGCGCGAUCCUAUUCUUCCCGAUCGGCAUACUGUGCUGUCUUGCUUUAAAGAAUCGCCGUUGUUCCGCAUGCGGAGCUUACUUUGGCUGAUGUUACGGGAUUGUUUAAUAUUGAUUGAAUGGUGAUACAUAAUGUGCUAGUUGUAGAGGCAUUUUAUGUAUUAGGCAUAAGCCACAAUGUAUAUAAGCUAUUUUACUUUGUUAUUGCUGUUUUCCAUGAGAUUUUAUAGAUACCUGUAUCAAUAAUUAAUAAACAAUUUGGACAUCGGUA
This is a messenger RNA of Photinus pyralis (common eastern firefly), 718 nucleotides long. RefSeq names its product brain protein I3. Lineage: Eukaryota; Metazoa; Arthropoda; Insecta; Coleoptera; Lampyridae. The coding region runs from base 116 to 538 and encodes 140 amino acids. The transcript has 4 exons. The record is from RefSeq and is a predicted model, not a curated record.